Acanthosepion pharaonis is the source of this 6783-nucleotide messenger RNA. Lineage: Eukaryota; Metazoa; Mollusca; Cephalopoda; Sepiida; Sepiidae. The record is from the annotation of a GenBank genome assembly.
AUGAUUCCAGUGUUCACAGUUUCGAAGGCACCAAUUGUUACAAGUACGACACUCACCGUCAUGGUACUUCGUUUACCCAGUUUCCAAGAGAAGAACUUGUAUUCAAAUUCUUUCUUCAAACCGUGUUCUGCUGAAACGGUCACAUCUACUAUCAGACAGCUCUUCUUUUCCCGCCUCCUUGCUUCGAUCGGUGGUGAUGGCGCGAUUGAAGCGGACAUGACAAUUUUGUCCAUUGCACUAUCUAUCUAUCUAUCUAUCUAUCUAUCUAUCUAUCUAUCUAUCUAUCUAUCUAUCAAUUCCAGUCUUUAUCUCUCCCCACCUUCUCUCUCUCUCUCUCUCUCUCUCUCUCUCUCUCAUUCUCCUCUCUUUCUGAUCGUAAUUGACAAUCACAACAGCAAGUUCCUUUGUCUCUCCCGUUCUUCUCUCUCUACUCGCCAAUCUAUCACAUUAUUUGAUUUCCAUUGUGUUCCUUACUCACUUCACAAGGCAGACAGAUAUACAUCACUGCUUAAAUACUUAAAAUCUAUCCAUCUGUCUGAGUCAACCUUAUCAAAUCUAUCAGUCUCAGUACUUGUGUCCGUCUGUCUAUCUUUUAUCGCUGCAAUUAUUAGCUCCAUCUUUCACUUUUCUAUCUGUCUCCCAUUAUUCUCACUAACUUUUCAUAUUGUGAUUUUUUUAAUUUUUCUUUCCUUUAUCUUCUUCUUCUUUUUCUCCUAUUCACCGCUAUCUGCUUCUUCUUCUUUUACCUUACUUCUCCUUUAUCUUCUUCCUAUUUUACCUUCCUUCUCCUUUAUCUUCUUCCGCUUUUACCUUCCCCUCCUUCUGCUUUAUCUUCCUUCUCCUUUAUCUUCUUUUUUACCUUCCUUCUCCUUUACCUUCUUCCUCUUUCCUUUACCUUCCUUUCUCCUUUAUUCUUCCUCUUUUACCUUCCUUCUCCUUUAUCCUUCCUUCUCCUUUAUCUUCUUCCUUUUUACCUUCCUUCUCCUUUAUCUUCUUCCUCUUUUACCUUCCUUCUCCUUUACCUUCCUUUUUACCUUCCUUCUCCUUUAUCUUCUUCCUCUUUUACCUUCCUUCUCCUUUAUCUUCUUCCUUUUUACCUUCCUUCUCCUUUAUCUUCUUCCUCUUUUACCUUCCUUCUCCUUUAUCUUCUUCCUCUUUUUACCUUCCUUCUCCUUUAUCUUCUUCUCUUUUACCUUCCUUCUCCUUUAUCUUCUUCCUUCUUUUACCUUCUUCUUCUCCUUUAUCUUCUUCCUCUUUUACCUUCUUUUAUCUUCUUAUCUUCUUCCUCUUUUACCGUCCUUCUCCUUUCUCUUCUUCCUCUUUUACCUUCCUUCUCCUUUAUCUUCUUCCUUUUUUACCUUCCUUCUCCUUUAUCUUCUUCCUCUUUUACCUUCCUUCUCCUUUAUCUUCUUCCCUUCCUUCCUUCUCCUUUAUCUUCUUCCUCUUUUAACUUCCUUCUCCUUUAUCUUCUUCCUCUUUUACCUUCCUUCUCCUUUUCUUCUUCCCUUUUACUUCCUUUUUACCUUCUUCCUCCUUUAUCUUCUUCUUUUUUACCCUCCUUCUCCUUUAUCUUCUUCCUCUUUUACCUUCCUUCUCCUUUAUCUUCUUCCGCUUUUACCUUCCUUCUCCUUUAUCUUCUUCCUUUUUACCUUCCUUCUCCUUUAUCUUCUUCCUUUUUACCUUCCUUCUCCUUUAUCUUCUUCCUCUUUUACCUUCCUUCUCCUUUAUCUUCUUCCUCUUUUUACCUUCCUUCUCCUUUUCCUCUUUUUACCCUCCUUCUUUUAUCUUCUUCCUCUUUUACCUUCCUUCUCCUUUUCUUCUUCUUUUUACCUUCCUUCUCCUUUAUCUUCUUCUUCUUUUACCUUCCUUCUCCUUUAUCUUCUUCCGCUUUUACCUUCCUUUCCUUUACCUUCCUUCUUCCUUCUCCUUUAUCUUCUUCCUCUUUUACCUUCCUUCUCCUUUAUCUUCUUCCUCUUUUACCUUCCUUCUCCUUUAUCUUCUUCCUCUUUUACCUUCCUUCUCCUUUAUCUUCUUCCUCUUUUACCUUCCUUCUCCUUUAUCUUCUUCCUCUUUUACCUUCCUUCUCCUUUAUCUUCUUCCUCUUUUUACCUUCCUUCUCCUUUAUCUUCUUCCUCUUUUACCUUCCUUCUCCUUUAUCUUCUUCCCUUUUACCUUCCUCCUUUAUCUUCUCUUCCUUCUUUUUUUACCUUCCUUCUCCUUUUUCUUCCUUUUUUCUUCCUUCUCCUUUACCUUCUUCCUUUUUUACCUUCCUUCUCCUUUAUCUUCUUCCUCUUUUACCUUCCUUCUCCUUUAUCUUCUUCCUAUUUUAACUUCCUUCUCCUUUAUCUUCUUCCGCUUUUACCUUCCGUGGCCUUUACCUUCUUCCUCUUUUACCUUCCUUCUCCUUUAUCUUCUUUUACCUCUUUUUUAUCUUCCUUCUCCUUUAUAUUCCUUCCUUUAUCUUUUUUACCUUCCUUCUCCUUUAUCUUCUUCCUCUUUUACCUUCCUUCUCCUUUAUCUUCUUCCUCUUUUACCUUCCUUCUCCUUUAUCUUCUUCCUCUUUUACCUUCCUUCUCCUUUAUCUUCUUCCUCUUUUACCUUCCUUCUCCUUUAUCUUCUUCCGCUUUUACCUUCCUUCUCCUUUAUCUUCUUCCUCUUUUACCUUCCUUCUCCUUUAUCUUCUUCCUCUUUUACCUUCCUUCUCCUUUAUCUUCUUCCUCUUUUACCCUCCUUCUCCUUUAUCCUUCCUUUUUUUACCUUCCUUCUCCUUUAUCUUCUUCCUCUUUUACCUUCCUUCUCCUUUAUCUUCUUCCUUUUACCUUCCUUCUCCUUUUAUCUUCUUCCUCUUUUAUCCUUUAUCUUCUUCCUUUCUCCUUUAUCUUCUUCCUUUUUACUUCCUUCUCCUUUAUCUUCUUCCUCUUUUACCCUCCUUCUCCUUUAUCUUCUUCCUCUUUUGCCUUCCUUCUCCUUUAUCUUCUUCCUCUUUUACCUUCCUUCUCCUUUAUCUUCUUCCUCUUUUACCUUCCUUCUCCUUUAUCUUCUUCCUUUUUUUACCUUCCUUCUCCUUUAUCUUCUUCCUCUUUUCCUUCUCCUUUCUUCUUCCUCUUUUUACCUUUAUCUUCUUCUUCUCUUUUACCUUCCUUCUCCUUUAUCUUCUUCCUCUUUUACCUUCCCUUUAUCUUCUUCCUUUUUACCUUCCUUCUCCUUUAUCUUCUUCCUUUUUACCUUCCUUCUCCUUUAUCUUCUUCCUCUUUUACCUUCCUUCUCCUUUAUCUUCUUCCUUUUUACCUUCCUUCUCCUUUAUCUUCUUCCUUUUUUCCCUUCCUUCUUCCUUUAUCUUCUUCCUCUUUUACCUUCCUUCUCCUUUAUCUUCUUCCUCUUUUACCUUCCUUCUCCUUUAUCUUCUUCCUCUUUUUUACCUUCCUUCUCCUUUAUCUUCUUCCUCUUUUACCUUCCUUCUCUUUAUCUUCUUCCUCUUUUUACCUUCCUUCUCCUUUAUCUUCUUCCUCUUUUACCUUCCUUCUCCUUUUCUUCCUCUUUUAUCCUUCUCCUCCUUCUUUUUUUUUCCUUCCUUCUCCUUUAUCUUCUUCCGCUUUUACCUUCCUUCUCCUUUAUCUUCUUCCUUUUUACCUUCCUUCUCCUUUAUCUUCUUCCUCUUUUACCUUCCUUCUCCUUUAUCUUCUUCCUUUUUUUUCCUUCUCCUUUAUCUUCUUCCUUUUUACCUUCCUUCUCCUUUAUCUUCUUCCUCUUUUACCUUCCUUCUCCUUUUCUUCUUCUUUUUACCUUCUUUUUUAUCUUCUUCCCUCUUCUUCCUUCUUUUAUCUUCUUCUCCUUUUACCUUCUUUCUUUUUUCUUCCUUUUUCUUCUCCCUUUAUCUUCUUCCUCUUUUACCUUCCUUCUCCUUUAUCUUCUUCCUUUUUCCUUCCUUCUCCUUUUUCUUCUUCCUUUUUUACCUUCCUUCUCCUUUAUCUUCUUCCUCUUUUACCUUCCUUCUCCUUUAUCUUCUUCCUCUUUUACCUUUCUCCUCUCUUCCUCUUUUAUCUUCUUUUAUCCUCUUUUUACCUUCCUUCUCCUUUAUCUUCUUCCUCUUUUACCUUCCUUCUCCUUUAUCUUCUUCCUCUUUUACCUUCCUUCUCCUUUAUCUUCUUCCUCUUUUACCUUCCUUCUCCUUUCUUCCUUUUUACCUUCCUUCUCCUUUAUCUUCUUCCUCUUUUACCUUCCUUCUCCUUUAUCUUCUUCCUCUUUUUACCUUCCUUCUCCUUUAUCUUCUUCCUCUUCCUUCUCCUUUAUCUUCUUCCCUCUUUUGCCUUCCUUCUCCUUUAUCUUCUUCCUCUUUUACCUUCCUUCUCCUUUAUCUUCUUCCUUUCCUUCUCCUUCUUCUUCCUUUUUACCUUCUUCUCCUUUUUCCUCUUUACCUUCCUUCCUUUAUCUUCUUCCUUUUUUACUUCCUUUUAUCUUCUUCCCUUUUUUACCUUCCUUCUCCUUUAUCUUCUUCCGCUUUUACCUUCCUUCUUUUUAUCUUCUUUCUUUUACCUUUUCUCUUUUCUUCUUCUCUUUUACCUUCCUUCUCCUUUAUCUUCUUCCUCUUUUACCUUCCUUCUCCUUUAUCUUCUUCCUUUUACCUUCCUUCUCCUUUAUCUUCUUCCUCUUUUACCUUCCUUCUCCUUUCUUCUUCUUCCUCCUUUAUCUUCUUCUUUUACCUUCCUUUUACCUUCUUCUCCUUUAUCUUCUUCCUUCUUUUUUACCUUCCUUCUCCUUUAUCUUCUUCCUCUUUUUCCUUCUCCUUUACUUCUUCCUUUUUACCUUCCUUCUCCUUUAUCUUCUUCCUCUUUUACCUUCCUUCUCCUUUAUCUUCUUCCUUUUUACCUUCCUUCUCCUUUUCCCUUCUUCCUUCUUUUAUCUUCUUCUCCUUUUUUCUUCCCUUUUACCUUCCUUCUCCUUUAUCUUCUUCCUUUUUACCUUCCUUCUUCUUCUUCCUUUUACCUUCCUUCUCCUUUAUCUUCUUCCUCCUUUUUCUCCUUUAUCUUCUUCCUCUUUUACCUUCCUUCUCCUUUAUCUUCCUUCUUUUAUCUUCUUCCUUUUUACCUUCCUUCCUUUAUCUUCUUCCUCUUUUACCUUCCUUCUCCUUUAUCUUCUUCCUUUUUACCUUCUUUUAUCUUCUUCCUCUUUUACCUUCCUUCUCCUUUAUCUUCUUCCUCUUUUACCUUCCUUCUCCUUUAUCUUCUUCCUCUUUUACCUUCCUUCUCCUUUAUCUUCUUCCUCUUUACCUUCCUUCUCCUUUAUCUUCUUCCUUUUUACCUUCCUUCUCCUUUAUCUUCUUCCUCUUUUACCUUCCUUCUCCUUUAUCUUCUUCCUCUUUUACCUUCCUUCUCCUUUAUCUUCUUCUUUUUAUUCCUUCUCCUUUAUCUUCUUCCUUUUUACCCUUCCUUCUCCUUUAUCUUCUUCCUCUUUUUACCUUCCUUCUCCUUUAUCUUCUUCCUCCCUUCCCUUCUCCUUUAUCUUCUUCCUCUUUUACCUUCUUCUCCUUUAUCUUCUUCCUUUUUUACCUUCCUUCUCCUUUAUCUUCUUCCUCUUUUACCUUCCUUCCUUUAUCUUCUUCGCUUUUACCUCUUCUCCUUUAUCUUCUUCCCUUUUACCUUCCUUCUUCCUCUUUUUACCUUCCUUCUCCUUUAUCUUCUUCCUUUUACCUUCCUUCUCCUUUAUCUUCUUCCUUUUUACCUUCCUUCUCCUUUAUCUUCUUCCUCUUUUACCUUCCUUCUCCUUUAUCUUCUUCCUCUUUUUAUCCUUCUCCUUUAUCUUCUUUUUUUUUACCCUUCUCCUCCUUCUUCCCUUUUUACCUUCUUCCUCUUUUUCCUCUUUUACCCUCCUUCUCCUUUAUCUUCUUCCUUCCUUUUUUUACCUUCCUUCUCCUUUAUCUUCUUCCUCUUUUUACCUUCCUUCUCCUUUAUCUUCUUCCUUUUACCUUCCUUCUCCUUUAUCCUUCCCUUCCUUCUCUUUAUCCUUUAUCUUCUUCUCCUUUUUUCUUCCCUUCCUUUCUCCUUAUCUUCUUCCUCUUUUACCUUCUUCUCCUUUUUUCUUCUUCUUUUCUCUUUUCUUCUUCUUCUUUUUACCUUCCUUCUCCUUUAUUCUUCCUUUUUACCUUCCUUUCCUUUAUCUUCUUCCUUUUUCCUUCCUUCUCCUUUAUCUUCUUCCUUCUUUUUUAUCUUCUUCCUUUUACUCCUUUUAUCUUCCUUCCUUCUCCUUUAUCUUCUUCCUUUUUUACCUUCCUUCUCCUUUAUCUUCUUCCUCUUUUUUACCUUCCUUCUCCUUUAUCUUCUUUUACCUUCCUUCUUUUAUCUUCUUCUUUUUACCUUCCUUCUCCUUUAUCUUCUUCCUUUUUACCUUCCUUCUCCUUUAUCUUCUUCCUCUUUUACCUUCCUUGGCCUUUACCUUCUUCCUCUUUUACCCUCCUUCUCCUUUAUCUUCUACCUCUUUUACCUUCCUUCUCCUUUAUCUUCUUCCUCUUUUACCCUCCUUCUCCUUUACCUUCUUCCCUUUAUCCAACAUACUGUCUGUGACCAAGCGAUGCUAAGUAGUAUAUUUCCAUUAGCUAUUGCUACUGUGUUUCACUCUUAUCUUGUUUCACGGGGUGCUUCAGAAUUGGAAUCGAAAUGCUCCGUCCAUUAUCUAUCUAUCUAUCUGUAUAAUAUUGUACUAUUCACGACUCUCUUUCUAAUUCUUUUCUGUGUUGUACUGUGUGACAAUUUACCACCUUGCAUAUUAAUAAAAUUAUGCACCUCUUGA